AUGUGUUGCAAUCGAAGAAGCCGAUUACAUGCAAGUACGUAUGAGGAGGAUCAUAGCCAUAGAAGAAUGAGAGAACUUGCUCAGGUGUGUUACGAAGCUCUUAUCAAUGACUAUGGUCAUAUGGUAUCAAAUGUUGUUGAGGAUUUUCGUGAGAGGCAGAGCAACCUGAAAUUGCACACACGAAAACGAGGUCGUCUUCCGACUAGCAUUGUUACUACUGAUCAAUCGAACGAAGUCCAAAUCAAGAGAAGGAAGUCAAAUGGCGGUGUAGUUGGGGGACCGUAUCCACCACCGCCUAUUCCUCAAGCAAUGAGCGAUGUCAUUCGUAGUACUGGUCACCAUCACCUUCCACUUCUGGUUAUCCAGAAGAAACUUUUUCAUGCUGAUAUUCAGGCGCAACAAAAUCGCCUUUCGAUGCCUUUGAAUCAGAUCAAUUCUGAUGGUUUUUUGAGUGAGGCUGAGAAAAAGAAGGUCGGCCAAGAGGGAAUGAAUGUUCGAUUCAUUGAGUCGAGCAUGGAAGAAAACAGACUAAUACUGAGAAAGUGGUGCUAUAAGAAGACGAAGAACAUGUCUGUCUUUUCCUAUGUGUUUAACAAAAACUGGUUCGGUGUCGUUGAGAAAAAUGGACUCAAAGUGGGCGACAUUGUUCAAGUGUGGGUUUUUAGAGACAAGGACGGAAACCCUUGUUUCGCCAUGGUCAAUCUCGGCGAGGACGCUACUGACUGAUCUCAUCAUCAGUCUCGGCAAGAGACGGCAUCUCAUUUGGUGCUACUACGGUCAAAUGUGUCAAUGUCACAGCAUAAUUUUAGUUUUAUUAGUUUCUAUAUUUAGUGAUCAAUCCUAACAAAUGUCAAGUUCACUGUGCUCUUUCUACUGUACUUUAGUUUUUGUUUAUAAAUAUAUAUGUCGAUCAGUAUCGUUUUUCCUUUUUUAUUUUUUAUUUUUUUUGGUAAUAUCAUAUAUAUAUAUAGUAUUAUAAAGAAUAUUAACAUGAUAGGAUUUCUACAGUGUGAGGCGUACUCCGUGAUAUCAUUUGUGCGUUUGUGUUAUUUAUUAACUUUAACAAGUACAACAUAAAUAUGUUUUAGAGCAAUCACAAGUAGAAAGGAGA
Messenger RNA from Humulus lupulus (European hop), 1111 nucleotides. RefSeq names its product B3 domain-containing protein At2g31420-like. NCBI's taxonomy places the organism in Eukaryota, Viridiplantae, Streptophyta, Magnoliopsida, Rosales, Cannabaceae. Gene Ontology annotation, molecular function: DNA binding. The record is from RefSeq and is a predicted model, not a curated record. Bases 1 to 726 code for a protein of 241 amino acids. The transcript is spliced from 2 exons.